AGCCGUAAACCCUUAGAAGUUAGAAGAACCGAUGACGACGUUUGCGAUGCUUCCUAAUGAUAUGGUACUAAACUGCCUAGCCAGAAUUUCUAGAUUGUAUUACCCAACUAUAUCCAUUGUUUCCAAAAGAUUCCGCUCUCUCCUUGCUUCAAUAGAACUUUAUCAAACUCGAGAUCUCUUGUGCCGCACAGAGACUUGUCUUUAUGUAUGCUUAGAACUCCCUACUUAUUAUCGCCGUCAUUGGUUCACUCUUUGCGGGAGGUCAAAUAGUUCUAAGAAAGUAUUGGUUCCGAUUACCUCUCCCAAUUCUCCUUCUAUGUACCAGUCGGAUUUUGCAAGGGUUGGUUCUAAAAUUUAUGCUAUUGGCGGGAAUGUAGACAGUGAUAAUGCAUCUCCACGUGUCAUGGUCAUGGACUGUCGUUCUCACACUUGGAGCGAUGCCCCAAGCAUGUUGGUCGCACGCGAGACCCCUUCUGUUUGCGUCCUUGAUGGAAAAAUAUAUGUAAUGGGAGGCUGCAAGAAUCUUGAUGCAACUAACUGGAUGGAGGUAUUCGAUACAAAGACUCAAACUUGGGAGUUUGUGCCGUCGAGUCUAGACGAGAAAUUCUGCAGCCGUUUCAGGUAUCAAAGCUUUGCACAUGAUGGAAAUGUCUACAUGAACCCUAUUGGGACAUCUGACGUUUACAAGAUGACAAACAAAGGAAGAUGGAGAGCGGGAGACUUAGCUUUGGCUCAAGGAUGGAUUUGCUUAUCACCUUAUUGUGUGAUAGAAAACGUAUUGUAUAGUUAUCUCUACGGGAGGAUUAGAUGGUACGACUUCCAGAAAAAAUGUUGGAAAGAAUUGGAGGGUCUGGAAAAUUUGUUUAGUUUCCCUCGUAAAGCUACUAAAUUGGCGGAUUAUGGUGGAAAGUUGGCGCUUUUGUGGGAUGACAAUGCGUGUGGACAGUCUGGUCCUCCAUACAUUGAUGCAAGGACACUCGAUGAGUGCCAACCCAAUACAAAUAUUUUUUGUGCGGAAAUUGCGCUUGAAAAACGCCAAGGAGGGACGAUUUGGGGGACACUUGAGUGUUUUGAUGUUGUUUCUACAACCAAUGAACCGUAUAUAGUAGGGCAUGUUGUUGCUGCUACACUCUGAAGAACAUGAGUCACGACCAUUUGAAACGUUAAAUCAUUCACCGGAA
This is a messenger RNA of Raphanus sativus (radish), 1181 nucleotides long. RefSeq names its product F-box/kelch-repeat protein At4g23580-like. NCBI's taxonomy places the organism in Eukaryota, Viridiplantae, Streptophyta, Magnoliopsida, Brassicales, Brassicaceae. The record is from RefSeq and is a predicted model, not a curated record. The transcript has a single exon. Bases 32 to 1135 code for a protein of 367 amino acids. Gene Ontology annotation, molecular function: protein binding.